Fukomys damarensis (Damara mole-rat) is the source of this 406-nucleotide messenger RNA. RefSeq names its product F-box and leucine rich repeat protein 22 (gene Fbxl22). Gene Ontology annotation, molecular function: protein binding. The record is from RefSeq and is a predicted model, not a curated record. The transcript has a single exon. Bases 68 to 406 code for a protein of 112 amino acids. NCBI's taxonomy places the organism in Eukaryota, Metazoa, Chordata, Mammalia, Rodentia, Bathyergidae.
GGCCCUGAGUGGGGGAGGAGAGGAGGUCAGCCCUGCACGGGCGCACUCAGGGUGGCCGCCACUCACCAUGCACAUCACUCAGCUCAACUACGAGUGCCUGCUGCACCUCUUUUCCUUUCUAGACAAGGACAGCAGGAAGAGCCUCUCCAGGACCUGCUCCCAGCUCCAUGAUGUGUUUGAAGACCCUGCGCUCUGGCCCCUACUGCACUUCCGCUCCCUCACCGAGCUCAAGAAGGACAACUUCCGGCUGGGCCCAGCCCUGCGCAGCCUGUCCAUCUGCUGGCACUCCAGCCGCGUGCAGGUGUGCAGCAUCGAGGACUGGCUCAAGAGCGCCCUGCAGAGGAGCCUCUGCAGCCAGCAUGAGAGCCUGGUCAGUGAUUUCCUCCUCCAGGUGUGCGACAGGUAG